This is a messenger RNA of Sardina pilchardus (European sardine), 1829 nucleotides long. RefSeq names its product phosphate cytidylyltransferase 1B, choline b (gene pcyt1bb). Lineage: Eukaryota; Metazoa; Chordata; Actinopteri; Clupeiformes; Clupeidae. Gene Ontology annotation, molecular function: phosphatidylcholine binding; choline-phosphate cytidylyltransferase activity. The coding region runs from base 70 to 1242 and encodes 390 amino acids. The record is from RefSeq and is a predicted model, not a curated record. Gene Ontology annotation, biological process: CDP-choline pathway. The transcript has 8 exons.
UACCCUGCUUCCCACUACAAUCUGAGACUGCUUUCAGGCAUACACAAGACAGACCUGUUGCGUUCCAACAUGGCAGGAAGGAGACGGAGAGCCAACAACGGCAGCAGAGGGGGCGGUGGAGGUGGUGGUGGUGGUGGUGGUGGUGGUGGUGGUGGUGGCGAGCAGAGGCAACCCCAACAGCAACAACAGCAGCAACAACAGCAGCAGCAACAGCAACGUCGCCGCCGGAAUAAACCACGACAGACGCUGUCACAGCCUGCAGUCUUUGCCAGGGCCAAAGGUAGCGAGACGGCCAUCCCUUAUGAGAGAGUGACACUUGAGCAGGCUCGCAGAGGAACGGCAGCUGAUCGGCCAGUGAGAGUGUACGCAGAUGGCAUAUUUGACUUAUUCCACUCUGGCCAUGCCCGUGCUCUGAUGCAAGCCAAGGUUCUGUUCCCCAACACACAGCUAAUAGUGGGAGUGUGCAGCGAUGAGCUCACGCACAAGUAUAAGGGCUACACCGUGAUGACCGAGCGUGAGCGUUAUGAGGCCUUGCGACACUGUCGCUAUGUCGACGAGGUGGUCCGUGAUGCACCUUGGACUCUUAGUCCUGAGUUCCUGAAGAUGCACAGGAUUGACUUUGUGGCCCAUGAUGACAUCCCAUACACAUCAGCAGGAUCUGAUGACGUCUACAAACAUAUCAAAGAAGCAGGAAUGUUUGUGGCUACUGAACGGACAGAAGGGAUCUCUACCUCUGACCUUAUCACCCGAAUUGUGCGGGAUUAUGACGUGUAUGUGCGUCGCAAUUUGCAAAGAGGUUACACCGCCAGAGAACUCAAUGUGGGAUUCAUCAAUGACAAGAAGUACCGUCUGCAGAACCAGGUGGACAAGAUGAAGGAGACGGUGCACACGCUGGAGGAGAAGAGCAAGCACCUGGUGCACCGCGUGGAGGAGAAGAGCCACGACCUCAUCCUCAAGUGGGAGGAGAAAUCCCGCGAGUUCAUCGGGAACUUCUUGGAGCUGUUUGGGCCCGACGGAGCCUGGCACAUACUUCAGGAGCGGAGCGGCCGGGUGCUCCAGGCUCUGUCACCGUACGGGUCCCCCCGCGGCUCUCCCAGCAGCAGCCCCACUAGAGGGCGCUCUCCCUCACCGCCCACCCACUGGCCCCUCCUGCGCUUCAGGUCACCGCCACCCACCCCAAAAGCCCGCCGCAGCAGCCCUGGAAGUCCUGGCAGCGAGGGGGAUGAAGAGGAAGAGAAAUAAAUAUGCCCCCACACCGAUACAUAUACAGAAAGACAGACAGACACACACACCGACACACAUACACACACACACACACACACACACACACACACAAACACAUCAAUACAUCAUGCAAGUAGGCAAGACACAUUAUCUAACUCAAUUGUGUGCCACAUGCACACAUACAUACAUAUAUCCAUAUGCACCACAUAUAACCAUGUAUGUACAGGCACUAGCACAAAAGUAACAUGAAAUGCACUUUGCCUCUCCGACUCAAAUACAUUCACACACAGAAACAGUAGCUCCUCAGACGCGCGUGCGUAUGUCUCCAGAACUAAAACUCAUAAUUAUGUAUUUAUUCCUGCACUGCAUGUACAAACUUACUGAUGGAUUCUGGAUAUUGCAUUCUUUCAUAUUUACAUGUUGACCGAUUAUUUAAUGUCAUAUAAUUCAAAUACAAUAUGCAAUUAGUGUGCUGUAAAGGUGAGCUGGUUUAAGUUAUCGUAUGGUUCUUUUCAGUUUCAGUCUUAAUGAAUCACUAUGAUAGAAAUGAGUGUAUUGUUUUUUUGAAAACUCUAAUUAAAGACUCCUUGUUGAUUACUUUGAAA